Molecule: messenger RNA, 1191 nt
Organism: Artibeus jamaicensis (Jamaican fruit-eating bat)
Lineage: Eukaryota; Metazoa; Chordata; Mammalia; Chiroptera; Phyllostomidae
Gene: TRNAU1AP
Product: tRNA selenocysteine 1 associated protein 1
Exons: 9
Coding region: 82-945 (287 amino acids)
Biological process (GO): selenocysteine incorporation
Cellular component (GO): nucleus
Molecular function (GO): tRNA binding
Source: RefSeq, a predicted model, not a curated record
GCGCAUGCUCCUUGGGCGUCCCGGGCCGGAGAACGCGCGCCAGCGCGGCGCAGCCCGCUAAAUCCAGGUCCGGCUGCGGACAUGGCGGCCAGCCUGUGGAUGGGCGACCUGGAGCCCUACAUGGAUGAGAAUUUCAUCUCCAGAGCCUUUGCCACCAUGGGGGAGACCGUGAUGAGCGUCAAAAUUAUCCGAAACCGCCUCACUGGGAUCCCAGCUGGCUACUGUUUUGUAGAAUUCGCAGAUUUGGCCACAGCUGAGAAGUGUUUGCAUAAAAUUAAUGGGAAACCCCUCCCAGGAGCCACACCUGCAAAACGUUUUAAACUGAAUUAUGCCACUUAUGGGAAACAACCAGAUAACAGCCCUGAGUACUCCCUCUUUGUGGGGGACCUGACCCCAGAUGUGGAUGAUGGCAUGCUGUAUGAAUUCUUCGUCAAAGUCUACCCCUCCUGUCGGGGAGGCAAGGUGGUUUUGGACCAGACAGGCGUGUCUAAGGGCUAUGGUUUUGUGAAGUUCACAGACGAACUGGAACAGAAGCGAGCCCUGACAGAGUGCCAGGGAGCAGUAGGACUGGGGUCUAAACCAGUGCGGCUGAGUGUGGCAAUCCCUAAAGCGAGUCGUGUGAAACCAGUGGAAUAUAGUCAGAUGUACAGCUACAGCUACAACCAGUAUUACCAGCAGUACCAGAACUACUAUGCCCAGUGGGGCUAUGACCAGAACACAGGCAGCUACAGCUACAGCUAUCCCCAGUAUGGCUACACACAGAGCACCAUGCAGACAUAUGAAGAAGUUGGAGAUGAUGCAUUGGAAGACCCCAUGCCACAGCUGGAUGUGACCGAGGCCAACAAGGAAUUCAUGGAGCAGAGUGAGGAGCUGUACGACGCAUUAAUGGAUUGUCACUGGCAGCCCCUGGACACAGUGUCUUCGGAGAUCCCUGCCAUGAUGUAGCUAGGACAAAGCACAGCCAGAAUGGACUGUAUAAGGGAAGAGAGACUCCUUUAACUUUUUUGGAAAUGUUUUAGAAGAUUUUAAUAAGCCCUGGCCGGUGGAUUGAACUCUGCCCUGCAAACCUAAGUCCAUCCUUCGGGGAAUGUGACGCAACGGAUUGUACAUUGUUUCCCUCUCCCUCCCUUGCCCUCUCUAUACAUAAAACCUUUUAUAAAAAAAAUUUAAUAAAGUUUCCUGAGAUUAUGA